AUGAGGGUACGUGCGGAAAACAUCGGCAGCUACUUGAAAAAUAAAAGAAAGCUAGACCCCUCUUGCUUCAGUGACAUAACGCGGGGAGAGAAGGAACUUGUCUUUUUUCGGCACCGAUUGCUACUAGGCACUGCUGAGGCGGUCUUUAGAGGUAAAAGAUUUUUCCUCUCAGAAGCUUUCCAGUGUAAAACCGUUUGGGAUAAACGUUUGCUAGCACCUGCUAUUAAAAAUGCGAAUCUUGAUGAAUUGUUUCUGAAACUAGAUGAGGAAUUUAAUCAUUUUGGAAGAGCAAGUGUUGUUGAUAUUGAUGUGUUUGCUAAUGCUGUAAGAAAUGUAUCAUAUACCAGUGAAUUAGAAGACGUAAUUUAUAAAUUACAGCUGAGUGUCAAUUCUCUAAAACCCCUUCCAUCUACACAUCAUGCUGUUAUAAGAUAUUUUCUGGAGACUGAACAGUAUGAAGUUCUUCUCAAAAUUCUAAGUGACAGACUUGUUUAUGGUGUAUUUCCAGACAAUUUCUGUUUGUGUUUAAUUCUGGACACAUUUAUUAAGAAGAAGCGAAUUGCAGAUGCUGCAAGAGUGAGCUGUAUACAUAUGCAGCAAGAAGAUUGGAGCAAUCCUCUAGUGACCUCACAUGCAUUAUUUGCAUGUCAUAUGUAUGUUCAAAAUCCUGUUCCAUGGGAGGUUGAAGCAAAAAAUUCUGACAGAGAGGGCAAAGCACUAGUGGAAUAUAUCCGAUACCCAUAUUUUGAUAACAGUUCUGAAGUCCAAGACCCUCAUCUUUUGAUUGGUAAAACUCUGGUUGAUAUUGGAGCCUCAAUGUCUGAUGGUGUUGGGCAAACAUAUCGGUUGGUUGGGCUUGGCCUUUGUAGAAAGUGGGAGGAAGCAGUAUCAUUCUUGGAAGAGCUGUUCAUUGCUUCUGGCAAGUUCAGACUAUUUAGAGGAGGAGUGCAGGUAUUUAAAGAAACUUUUGCAAAAGAAUUGAAUGACAAAAAUGAUCCUGACUCAAAACUCCGGGAAAGAUUAAGAAGACUAGUGAAUAAAUUAGAUAAUCAAAGACUUGUUACAAAUUAUGACCUCCAUACUGCAAUUAUUUCUCUAGUCGAGCAGGCUGUAGCAAGAGAUGAAAAUAAUAUUAUUAAAGUCCAGGAGGCCCUGUAUAAGGAAUGGGAAAUGACAAGAGAACAACUAAUGAAGGAAGAUAUGGAAACUUCAAAGAAACCAGAAAAUCUUUCUGUAAUUCAGCAAGGAGAAGCACAGUUAAUUCAAGAGGAAAUUGACCUUUUCUUUUUUGGUAAUAGCAAAAAUAAUGAGUUGUUUUUAGAAAAGCAAGAAGUCAGCAAACAGAAAGAGAAAACUCAACAAUAAAAAGAAGUAAGAACAAAGUAAAUAUUUUUCACCAGAUGUAAAGAAUGUAUUAGGGCUGCGAAGUCUGAACAUAUUUAUUUAAACAUAUAUAAAAUAUUUAUAAAUAUUUUUACACUCUUAAUUGUUCCAAUAACUAGAAGUAAAGUUUAUACUGCAACAAAAGUGUGUUUUGUGUAGAAAAGUAUUGUAUGUUUCUGAUCAUUGCAUUCGACAACUGCUAGCUAGAUAUAUUUUUAAGGUACUAUUGUCAUUAUUUCUAACUAAAUAUCAUUAAGAACAUUUAAAAAAUGUUGCAAAAAGUUUUAAGCCUUUCUACUGGAGAACGAUGCAUGUUUGUGUCUAUAUAUAUGACUUGGUGUAAAUAAUAAAUAUAAUUAAGUUAUAGUUGCAUUUUUAAUGUAAUUUACUUUUAUUUAACUUACUACUAACCUAUUAAACUUCUAAAAUUAUUAAUAUAAACUCUUUUACAAUGUGAU
Molecule: messenger RNA, 1841 nt
Organism: Gryllus bimaculatus (two-spotted cricket)
Lineage: Eukaryota; Metazoa; Arthropoda; Insecta; Orthoptera; Gryllidae
Source: the annotation of a GenBank genome assembly